UGAAGUUAACGUUAUGAAAUUGGUCCAAUCUGUCAGGUUAUUGCAAUUUUAUCUAAGUCACGAUGUCCUUGCAAAAAUUGAACAUGGCAUGCCUAUGUAAUAAGGCUGUGAAGCAGGCAUUUCUGGCCAGAAAUGUUUCAUCUCAGCUGAGAAGAAAUAUUGCUAUUGUUGCAAGAGGAAGCUGUCACAAGGAUGUGAAGACAAUUAAAAAACUGCUUCAGUUGUCAAGAAGAUCAACCAAAAUAUGGACAAGAAGCUUCCACAGGUCUGGGGUCAGGUUGAACAAACAGGGACCUGGAGGUACCCCAGGAGGGCCUCCACCAACAGUAUUGCUGUGGGCCGGACUGUUAAGUGGCCUUGUCUACCUCUUGCUGUAUGCACAUAGGAUGCUAGUUGAUAACCAUAUUACCUUCAAUGAAUUUGUGGAAAAAUAUCUCAAACAUGACUUGGUGAAGGAAAUAAUUGUGAAUGACGAAAGCAAUGGUACAAGAAAUGUUUUCUUUCGAACAAAGACGGCUGAAAAUAACAUGGAGUAUUUCACAGUGGACUCAGUAACAAGGUUUGAGAACAGAAUGAAAGAUGUGCAGUACCAGAUGGGUAAAACCAACCCAGAAGACCAUGUGCCCAUACAUUAUAGAAGUAAGAGGCUAGAUGGUGAUGGACUGAUUAUCAUUCUAAUGCUGAUUGGAAUGGUCUUAAUCUCGUCCCGUCACAGGAUUGCUGCGUUUUUAAAGCGCUUGGGAAGUGGAGGAAUGAUGGGAAUGAUGGUGAAAUCACCAGCCAAGCUCAUCACUGAAGAUACUGGGGUCAAAUUCAAAGAUGUUGCCGGUUGUGAAGAGGCCAAAGUGGAAAUAAUGGAGUUUGUCAACUUCCUAAAGAAUCCAAAACAGUACAUAGAACUUGGCGCAAAGGUUCCAAAAGGUGCAUUACUCAACGGACCUCCAGGGACAGGAAAAACGCUCCUUGCCAAAGCAACUGCUGGAGAAGCCGGGGUGCCAUUUAUCGCAGCCUCGGGGUCAGAGUUUCUGGAGAUGUUUGUGGGGGUCGGGCCUGACAGGGUUCGUAAGAUGUUUGCCAUGGCAAGAGAGAAUGCCCCAUGUAUUCUGUUUAUCGACGAGAUAGAUGCUAUCGGGAUAAAGCGUAGCAGCAGGAACACAAUAGAUGAUGAAAGGAGCAACACAUUGAACCAGCUUUUAGUGGAAAUGGAUGGAUUCGAGACUGAGCGAGGAGUAAUUGUGAUGGCUGCCACCAAUCGCCUCAAUAUUCUUGACAGUGCCCUCUUGCGACCAGGGAGAUUUGACAGGCAGAUCUAUGUUGGUUCACCUGACAUCAAAGGAAGGACAUCAAUAUUCAAGGUUCACUUGAAGAAUAUUAAAACAGCUGUAGACAAAGAUGAACUUGCAAAGAAAAUGGCGUCCCUAACUCCAGGGUUCUCAGGUGCUGAGAUUAUGAAUGUUUGCAACGAGGCGGCCUUGAUUGCUGUUCGACAUGAAAAGUCGCUUGUCUGUAUGGACCACUUUGAACAGGCCAUAGAGAGAGUUGUAGCUGGAAUGGAGAAGAAGUCAAGAGUAUUACAGCCCUCAGAGAAAAAGAAGAUUGCAUUUCAUGAGGCCGGCAAAGCUGUGACUGGUUGGUUUCUGGAGCAUGCUGCACCAAUUCUUAAGAUAUCCCUGGUUCCUAGAGGCGAUAAGCUGAGUUUUUCAAUGUCACUGCCGAGAGAAAAGUAUUUAUACACACAGGAACAGCUCAUGGACAUAAUGUGCUCAAACCUUGGGGGAGUGGUUGCCGAGGAAAUGAUAUUUGGGAGUUUUACAUCACGCGGAGAGAAGGAUUUACAGCGCGUCACAAAGAUGGCAUAUUCACAGGUAACAAAUUACGGAAUGAGUGAAAAAGUAGGAAAUCUCUCUUUCGACAUCAACGAUGAUACAGUUGAAAAACCUUACAGUCAACAACUUGCUGAAUUAAUUGAUGUUGAAGUGAAAGUUCUAGUGGAUGGUGCCUACCAGAGAACUAAAGAACUGCUUGCCAAGCAUAAAGAAGACCUUGAAAUGGUUGCCCACAGUUUGUUAGAGAAGGAAAAAAUGGACAAAGAAACUAUGGUCCAGCUGUUGGGGCCUCGGCCUUUUACGGAGCAAACCACGUACGAGGAGAUGGUGGAAGGAACUGGAUCUACCAAUGAAGACACUGAACUCCCUCCAGGCUUAGACAACUGGAACAAAUUUCGACCCUCUGCUGUCUGAUGCCUCAACCACAAAUUUACCGUACAUGACAUUAAUAAGUUGUUAUUUUGUUUUCAUUUCUUUAAGAAGUGCUUUGUGAUAAGAAGUAUUUAACAAAAAUGCUCGGGAUUUUCUGUUUACAAGAAAAUGUACAUGUAUAUCAUAUGCAUUGAACCUCAAAAUGUAAAGAAACCAUGAACGUUCUUCCUUUUUAUUUGGUCCAUUAUUUUAAGUGAAGAAUUUUCUGAAAUAGCUAAAUCAAUAUUGAUUUUUCACUGUUAAUGUGCUGUUAGUACAUAGAAAAAAUAAAAAUAAAAAGAAUAGUAUUGAA
This is a messenger RNA of Mya arenaria, 2550 nucleotides long. Its product is annotated as AFG3-like protein 2. The record is from RefSeq and is a predicted model, not a curated record. The transcript is spliced from 19 exons. Gene Ontology annotation, cellular component: m-AAA complex; membrane. Gene Ontology annotation, biological process: mitochondrial protein processing; protein-containing complex assembly. Gene Ontology annotation, molecular function: ATP hydrolysis activity; ATP binding; ATP-dependent peptidase activity. The coding region runs from base 63 to 2240 and encodes 725 amino acids. NCBI's taxonomy places the organism in Eukaryota, Metazoa, Mollusca, Bivalvia, Myida, Myidae.